Desarmillaria tabescens is the source of this 1668-nucleotide messenger RNA. RefSeq names its product general substrate transporter. The transcript is spliced from 17 exons. Gene Ontology annotation, biological process: transmembrane transport; carbohydrate transport. Lineage: Eukaryota; Fungi; Basidiomycota; Agaricomycetes; Agaricales; Physalacriaceae. Gene Ontology annotation, cellular component: membrane. The record is from RefSeq and is a predicted model, not a curated record. Gene Ontology annotation, molecular function: carbohydrate:proton symporter activity. Bases 1 to 1668 code for a protein of 555 amino acids.
AUGGCUCCUCACUCCGUUCCCGAGUGGACCAUAGUGGACUUCAUACAUCAUGGCCCUUGGUGGACCAAUCGUGGUAUCCUGCUACUGAAUCUAUGUCUAUUUCUCCCUCUCCUCACGUCGUCUGUGAAUGGACUAGACUCGUCACUCAUUAAUGGACUACAAAUUUUACCUGACUGGCAGGAUUUCUUCGGGCAUCCUGAAGGCGUCACCUUAGGCGUCAUUCAGUCAGCACAAAAUAUGGGGGCUUUCCUUUGCCUUCCAUUGACGCCCUUCGCUGCCGAUAUCUUAGGGCGUAGGGCAGCCUUGUUCAUUGGAUCCAUUAUCUUGCUAUCUGGAGUUGCAAUCCAGUUUUCGGCAUCCUCUGUGAAAGUUUUCAUCGUUGCUAGGGUUCUACUCGGUUGCGGUUUGGCAUUCUGUACGAACUCAGCACCUCUUCUCCUGCUUGAACUGGCCUACCCAACUCAGAGAGGGAAGAUCACGUCUUUCUACAACUCAAGUUGGUACUUCGGCAGUAUAAUUUCAGCAUGGGUUUGCUACGGGUCCUUCAUCCAUGCCAAAGGAAGCAUGUGGUCGUGGCGUGUCCCCACGCUCAUUCAAGCGGUUGCACCGUUGUUGCAGGUCUGCUUAAUAUGGUUUACCCCAGAAAGCCCUCGCUAUCUGGUAUCGAAGGGUUACGAAGGAAAAGCAGCGCGUAUUCUCGCCAAGUACCACGCGAAUGGCGGAGACGAGCGUGACCCUCUCGUGGUGUUUGAACUUGCACAAAUUAGGCAUGCCCUUCGAAUAGAGGAGGACAUCAAUAAAAGUACUUCCUAUUUGUCCUUAGUGUCUACUCCCGGUAACAGAAAGAGGAUGAUGCUCGUUGUGGCCAUCGCCAUCUUCUCUCAGUGGAGUGGCAAUGGUUUGGUCUCAUACUACAUCAACUUGGUUCUUGAAGGAGUCGGUAUUACGAAGCCUGAGACAAAGGCCGCAAUCAACGGUGGCCUCCAGGUCUUCAACCUUGUCGUCGCGUUGUCUGCCGCUUCUCUUAUCGACUGGGUAGGUCGACGCAUGCUAUUCAUCAUUUCGAACUCUGGCAUGUUAGUCGCAUUCGGCUGUUGGACUAUCACCGAAGCUCUUUUCAACGAAUUCAAAAAAGCGUCUGCCGCAAAGGCUACCAUCCCGCUCAUCUUCCUCUUCUAUUUCUUUUACGGCAUAGCAUAUACCCCAAUGCUUGUCGCUUAUACCCUGGAAAUUCUUCCAUAUAAAAUUCGAGCCAAAGGGUUCGCCGUCAUGAAUAUCGCAAUCAUGUUAACAUCCGCUUUCAAUCAGUGUGUUAAUCCAUGGGCGAUCGAGGCCAUCGGAUGGUGGUAUUACAUCGUCUAUUGUGGAUGGCUUGUCAUUGAAUUGGUGUUCGUGGUGGCCUUCGUAGUGGAAACCAAAGGUCGCACCCUCGAAGAAACUGCUGCCCUGUUCGACGGCGACGAGCAGCCGCAAGAUCUGGCCAACAUGGGAGGCGAAGCCGCUACCUUGACGAUGAACCGGGGCCUGGCUCUUCAGGAGAGACCAUUGAGUCGCUCCGAUGACGGAGACCACAAGGACGAGGGCUUCUCGAGUUCCCGACCCAUGCUGAUGGUAACGAUAGAACGCACUGUCUACAGCACGGACUCUGAAGUAGGAAGAGCGAUCUGA